Molecule: messenger RNA, 3091 nt
Organism: Marchantia polymorpha subsp. ruderalis
Lineage: Eukaryota; Viridiplantae; Streptophyta; Marchantiopsida; Marchantiales; Marchantiaceae
Source: the annotation of a GenBank genome assembly
GGCCGAGCCCGUCACCCGACGCAAUCGGCAGAGGCCAAAGGUCAAACGAGGCAGCUGCUCUUAAAGAGCUUUGUCGAAGAAGCUUGAAUUGCAUGCAGAACGGACAGCGGGCAGCUAAAGCCAGAGCCAUAGCUGCAAUGAAGCAAGCAAGCAAGCGCCCGGGGCUCGAACUUCCUCCUGCCUCGGAAGCAGAGAGUACCACGAAAAAAACAUCAGAGCAGCAGAUGCUGGACCACGGGCCGUCGCAGCCGCUGCCGGAUACGAUCGUCGUCGAAAAUUAAGACGACUAAUUGAUCGCCCCUACGCGUAGACAUGGACCGAGACACAGGACAGUCAAAGCAGUUGCACGCUAAAUUUGGUCGUGCUCCUUGACGGUUCCGGACGAUGCACAGCUGACAGUUUGCAAGGUUUGCGGCGCGAUGUAGGAUCGCAAUCCGAACGCUGCGACUCCCAGGGCCCACGUUCUCGGAGGGAGGAGGGUCUGACGACGCACCGCCGCGCAGAGCUCUCAGUCUUCCGUCGCAAGCUUUGCUGCUGCGUGUGCAAGAAGCCGUGCUUCGAACUCUCGUCUCCUUCGGGCUCGUGGGCGGAAAGCAGUCCAGUAUAAAUGAGGUGGUGGGGCCUGUGAAAGAUGUACGCAGAUCUCCACACUGCGGCGGCUCCCGUACCGAGCGCAUGAGUAGAAUCCCGGUGUCCGACAUUCGGAAAGGCCUUCGCGACAUUCUCGCAGACCUCUUUCGUCACGAUUGCAGAACGGGGCUUUGGAUAUCAUGCUCUGCACGGGCACGUGUUCCCGCGUGUACAUUUCUCAGAUCGGUUGUAGAUUACAGCUUCGGGUUUCGGAUAUUCUCGAGUUCGCGCCUUCGCAAAAUUUGAGAUCAGCAUCAUCGCAUUUCACGAAUCUGAGGGGCGCCUCUCGCUGACUUGUCCGUCAAUCUGCGUGCGAGCUACUCCCACCGAACUUUUAUUUCAGAACAAGCUCCAGAAUCAGAUGCUGUGUUGUUGUUCAUCGUGCUUCCCCAGAGAUUCAUUUGGCUGACAGGAAUUCCUUCUUCAUUCGGGACGUCGUGAGUCAUUCCAUCGGCUGCACAGAGUUUUCCGAUUGAGAUGGAGCUCGUAAAAUCGCCCGAACGCUGAAAACGGGUAGUCGUUCGCUCGUCCGUCGCUCGUCGGUGUCCCAGACUUGAUGCCACCUUCGAAAGCUUUAGAUAUUUUUCCAUUUUUCAAUCUUCACUCCAUUCUGAAUACGUCGAGCUGCGCGCUCAAAAAUUGUCAAAUGCCGGAAAUCGGAUCAUCUGAACCUUCGAAUCUCUCGGUCGAGGCUUCGAACUUACUCGCGUGUACCUGAACGCUGUGGAGUCGCGUAGCCGAGCACGAGAAGUCCCGGAUAGCAGUGCAGGAGUAGAAGAACAGGGGUUCACGAGCAUGGACUCGAAAGAACCUGAAUUGUAUCCGGUGGUGAUACCACCAAUUUCGCACCCACCAUUCGAGUGUCAGGGAAAAGGCCUAGUGUACAAAAGCCACUCUCGCGAGUCUAUCGACACCUUGAGGAGCUGGAUCACGACCAAGCGCGGGAGAUCGCCUCUGCAGCGACCGAAAAUCUGGUGGCAGGCUCAGCUCCUCCUCUACGGCCUGGACCCCGGCAGCUUAUCGGCCAAGCUAGCAGAAGUCACGCAGAAGCUCAAGGAUGCACUCGCGAAUGGCUUGCAGGCUCCGUGCCAGGAGAUCACCGACCUCGAGAACGAGCUGAAUGCCAAAUUCCGGCGGUUGAAUGCGGACGCCAGGGAUGCCAAGUACCAGGCCCUGGAGAGCGACGAGAGCAGAGUCAAGUUCGAUCCUCUCCGAUUGUUACACGAGCGGUUUCCUCCCACGGGAAAGCGGAAGAGCGAUGAUUUCGUGGUACUGAAGAUUCCGAGGCACGAUCGGUAUCAAGUGCACACUUUCGCCGAGAGGCUGGGUCUGUGCACCGUGAGCGCGGACGCCCCUGGGGCUGAUGAUGCUCGCUGGCUAAUCGUCGGCAGCGACCGCGAUGUCAUCCUUGAACGCCGGUGGCAAAUCGAAGCCGAGAGGAGUGGAUGGAUGGAAGAGAAGGCGAAGGCAAAACGACAGAGACUCGAGGCCAAAGCUCGAGAGCUGGAGGCGCACAUUGGGCCCGGAAGUGGCACUCUGAGAGAUGUGGUCGGCGAGUGGCACGUGGAAUCUGCGAGCAUUUCCAAGACGUGGCCACACCGAGGAACGGAUUUCAGAAUGUCCAUUUACUUCCAUUCGCUGGAGGAGAGUGACGAGCUUUCCGAUGACCACGGGGAGAGCAGUGACAGCAGCUCUGACACGGUCGAUGAGAAGCACGACAACACCACCGACUCCGAGCUGCUGUGGGCAAAUUUCCACUUGGGUGUGUUGCACGGGGUCCUCCAAGCCGAAGCCGAGCUUUCGACAUCCGGAUCACUCCCGUCUGCCCCAAUCCCUUUUGCUUGGCGAGGGCGUGAUUCAGAAGAGGAGCAAAUUCAGCUCGAUACGAGUGGGCGAACCAACAGGGGCAGUCUGACAUUUCUCAGUCCGACGAAACUGAAAGGCGUUCUCGAGGGUGCCGUCGGCAGUUUUGAGUUCGCGGGUAGUAAGGUAUCCAAAAUCCCUGCGUACAAACAUCCCCAGGUGUGGAGCGAUCUGACCCAGGACCAAUGGGAUGUCGAGCGCGUGAGUCGUUGGAGGUGAACGGAACAGGCGAGCUCCCUAAUCUUCCAUCUGGUUGAAGUCCUCUGAAGCGUUAACAGGCCACACCUUGUACAUAGAGGAAAAGCUCAACGAGAGUACAUGUUGUCGUCGUACAUUUUACUAGGUGCCCGUCAGUCUGUCAAGCAAGUUGUAAAGUUCAAGAUUCAUCUCAGAAAGUUGCAUGUAGAUCAGAACAUUGCUCGCGAAGUGGCUGAGACAUGACGUGGAAUUUGGAAUUGAGAGUAGCUGGAAAUCGUCUGCGCCAGGUUUUUUCAUCUGCUGGUUCGGUUAGGAUAGAGUUUUGACAGCGUCUCAGAUGCUCUGAAAGCAUCGCUUUGUCAACGGCGCCUGUUAAAAAUCUUCGCUUGAACAAGUGUUU